Chroicocephalus ridibundus (black-headed gull) is the source of this 4268-nucleotide messenger RNA. It is a transcript of the gene CDS1, whose product is annotated as CDP-diacylglycerol synthase 1. Gene Ontology annotation, cellular component: endoplasmic reticulum membrane. The coding region runs from base 252 to 1628 and encodes 458 amino acids. Lineage: Eukaryota; Metazoa; Chordata; Aves; Charadriiformes; Laridae. The record is from RefSeq and is a predicted model, not a curated record. Gene Ontology annotation, molecular function: phosphatidate cytidylyltransferase activity. The transcript is spliced from 13 exons.
CGCCUCAGCCGUCGCCGCGGGGACGCCGGCGCUUCUCCCCUGCCGGGGCGGUGGGGUCCGGCCGCGCCCCCCCACCCCGAGCCGUAGCGGCGGUGUCCGCGGACAGAGCGCCCCCCUCCCCGGGGAGGGGGGGGUGUAGCGCCGGGCUCCUCAGAGGAGGCCGGGUUCCGCGGCGCGGCCUCCGCGCCCUCCCCGUCCCGAUCGGCCCGGCCCCGCUCGCCGCCGGCUGGGCGUUGGGCUCCCGCGGCGCGAUGUCGGCGCGGCGGCGGCGGCGGACGGCCGCCGAGGAGGAGGAGGAGGAGGAAGAAGAAGAAGAAGAGGAGGAGGAGGAAGAGAAGGCGGCGGCGGGUAGCGACAAGGAAGUGGAUUUGGAAGAAAGACUUGGUGAGUUGGAUCUUAGAAGCGAUUCUGACAUUCCUGAUGUUCCUCCACCAACAGACAGCACUCCAGAAAUCCUCAAAAGGGCUUUGUCAGGCUUGUCUGCCAGAUGGAAAAAUUGGUGGAUUCGUGGAAUUCUCACUCUAGCUAUGAUUUCUGUGUUUUUUCUGAUCAUAUACCUGGGAUCAUUUAUGCUGAUGCUUCUGGUCUUAAGCAUCCAAGUGAAGUGUUACCAUGAAAUCAUUACUAUAGGUUACAGAGUGUACCACUCAUACGAUUUACCGUGGUUUAGAUCCCUCAGCUGGUACUUUUUGCUCUGUGUGAACUACUUCUUUUAUGGAGAGACUGUGGCUGAUUACUUCGCUACGUUUGUUCAGAGAAGAGAACAGCUUCAAUUCCUAAUUCGUUACCACAGGUUUAUAUCUUUUGCGCUCUAUUUAACAGGCUUCUGCAUGUUUGUUUUGAGUUUAGUGAAGAAACAUUAUCGUCUGCAGUUUUACAUGUUCGCAUGGACUCAUGUCACUUUGCUGAUCACUGUAACUCAAUCUCAUCUUGUCAUCCAAAAUCUCUUUGAAGGCAUGAUCUGGUUUCUGGUUCCAAUUUCAAGUGUUAUCUGCAAUGAUAUUACCGCUUACAUUUUUGGGUUCUUCUUUGGCAGGACUCCAUUAAUUAAGCUGUCUCCCAAGAAGACCUGGGAGGGGUUCAUUGGAGGCUUCUUUUCCACAGUUGUGUUUGGAUUUAUUUUUUCCUAUUUUUUGGCUCAACAUCAGUACUUUGUCUGCCCCGUGGAAUAUAACAGUGAAACCAACAGAUUUGUGACAGAGUGUGAACCUUCAGAGCUCUUUCAGAUGAAGAAGUACUCUCUGCCACCAUUGCUUCAGGCUGUGUUGGGAUGGGACACGGUGAAUAUGUACCCAUUUCAGAUGCACAGCAUUGCACUGUCAACAUUUGCCUCAUUAAUUGGGCCGUUUGGAGGAUUUUUUGCCAGUGGAUUUAAAAGAGCUUUCAAAAUCAAGGAUUUCGCAGACACAAUCCCUGGGCAUGGUGGGAUAAUGGAUCGCUUUGAUUGUCAGUACUUGAUGGCCACUUUUGUUCACGUCUAUAUCACCAGUUUCAUAAGGGGUCCAAAUCCCAGCAAAUUACUGAAACAGUUGUUGAUACUUCAGCCUGAGCAACAACUAAGCGUGUAUAAAACCCUGAAAUCUCACCUUGUUGAAAAGGGGAUCCUGCAGCCAUCUCUGAGAGGGUAGUUUGUCAAAGUGGAGGACUAGAAGAAACCUCCGUUUACAAGAAGCCUGUGGAAAAGCAUUGCAAACGUGCACGUUGAUAAUAGCUAAAGGAAGAGUAGUUUGUGGUCUGGAAGAGGUGAAUAUUUCUUUAAAUGGAUGUGAAUGCUAUGGCUCCCUAUUUGGACACAGAUCUCUUACUCCAAAAAUACUUCACAUACUCGCAAAGUAACAGGACACGUGCUGUAUGUUGUAGUUCCUGAAGUGGAUGGCAGCAGUGUUCCUUCAGCACCCAGCCUGACAGGCUUUGUAUUUAAUUUAAAAAAAAAAUAAUAAUAAAUUCACUGUUAGUUUUUUAAUGAGUUAUUUAAUAUUGUAUAAUUUAGCAAUACGGUUUUGGUCUCCAGCGGUUACUGAAGCAUAAACAGAUGAGGCAGGCGGUCACUUUUAUGUAGCCCAGUGCUGAAAUUACAAUUGUCCGGAAAAUACUCGUUACCCGGUCAAAGAGGUACUUACAGCCCGCUGGACCAGACUGCCUGUAUUUACUAAAUUGCUAUGAAGGCUAAACUUUGCUCUGUUUUUAAUUAAACAGCUUUGUUAUGAAACUAUCUCAUGCUUUCAAGGGAAAAGUACCUUUACUGAAGUAUAGCUGGGCUGUUUGGGCUGUGGAGCUGCUAUUUUUUUUGGUUAAUGUUAUGGAUUAUAAACAAGCAUCUACAUUCAAGAGUAGAGAUUAUCUGAGAAAAUGGGAUUCUCCGACCCAGUAAAGAGACCGGGGAGAAUCUGGAGUUUAAGCCGUUGGUUUCCACAGCCUAGUCAGUGUCUGAAGACAGUAAUUCAAGCCUUAUUCCUUGUGCCUCUUAACUACCGCGUAGAAUGGGGGUGUUUCCUUCUUUUUAAAAGCACUUUGAUGUCCCAAAUAAAAAGAGAAGUUUAAGCGCCGUUUUAUUAAUGUGUUACUCAGUGAAUGCAGAAACUUUUGUCUCAUGAAUGUGCACAGUGCAAGACAGGUGUGUGGUUCUUCUGCUGUGUGUUAUUUAUUAAGAAGAUCCUCAAGCAAGCGUGGGUAGCUGCAGGGGUGUUUGAAGGGAGCAUUUUUAUAGAAAGCAGCUAUUCUGUAGACUUCAUGGAGCAUAUGAGGAAAGCUGAUGCCCUGUAAUUCUCAGUCCUAGCUGUUUUCUAACUUUUUUUCAUUACGUGACAUGUCUCGAUGCAAAUAAAAAUAUAAACUUUUUUUGAAAUGACAAAAAUGACUCCUGUAGAAAAAAGAAAGCACAAAUGCCAAUUUUGUUUUGGUGUACUGUAACUUGAUACAACUGAAUUUUUCCAACUUAAUGUAAAUAAGUUUCUCCUGCAGUGAACGUACCGAUGCCACAUAUAUGUGUGUGUAUGUACAUAGAGAGAAAAUAUUAAAAGGCAUAUGUAUAUAAAAGGUGAAAAUUUUAAAUGGUUGGUGCUACCUGAGGAUAAAACCAUGGGGAAAAUCACUAGGGUGGGUGACAAGCUGUCUCUGUAAAAUCCAGACUGUGUUUUGUUGAACGCCAUCCGGCUGAGAGCACCGUGCGCUCUGUUUUGCACUUAAGCCGUGGUAGCAUGUGUACAGUGUGUGUGUGAAAAAACACCCCUGUGCAUGGCUAUGAAACGAAAUCCGGGUCUAAAGUAAUUCCCGUUGAUGUCAGGUCUUUGACAGAAUUAAACUGUGUCUGACCUGGAGAUUGCAGUACUCUGUUGAAGGAACCCUCCAAGAGGUGGAAAAUGUUGACAGCUGCUCAUCCGUCAGUGGCCACGCAACUUGGCUUAUUAAUUGGAGGGGACAGAAAUUCAUCCCUUCCGCCGGAAAAGCAGCAUAGCCUGAGGUCACAGUGGGACACAUGGGAAGGUGCUUUAAAAAGAAGGGAAGGGAAAAUGAGAGGGUGACCAAAGUAGCGUACCUGGAAGACUAACUUUUAGAUGAGGCUUUGGUUACGUGUGGGACUUUGUUAAAUGCUUAUGAAAAAAACACAGCCGUACCAGAGCUGGUAUAUCUUUAUCCUGGGUAUUUAAAGAAGAAAAUUAAAAAUUUAAAAGUUUAUAUAGAGGGAAUAUAUAUAUAUAUAUAGAAAGGUAAUUGUUACUUCAGAAACUUGAACUUUUUAGUGUAAUUUUAUAGCAUGUAUAAUAAGGAAGUUAAAAUAUAUUUUAGCAUUUAAUACAACAGAGCAUUUGAAACUAAUUGCUAACUAUUUGCACAAUAGACGGCUCAACCCUGAGAUUCUGCUGUUCAAUGUUAAAAUGAAGAAGGGAUCACUUGUGAACUCACUCAUCAAUUUUUCUGGAUAGAGUAAUGGCUUAGGCUUGGUGUAAAUAAAGCUCAGCAGGACCUGUCACUGUGAAGUGACAACUACGCUUGCUUUCUAUGAAGUGCAUUUCCCCCACUUGUGACUUCUGUUAGUUCAAGCGUUGCAACAUGACCAACAGGAAAGUUUAUCUUUUUACAGCAGUGAUUCUUUUCACUUGCACUUUUGUUCCAAGUUGCUAUAAUUGCCCCUUGAGCAAAAGAAAUGUAUAUUAUGUAAAUAUUGUAAAUGGUAUAAGCAUAUAAUGUUGUCCUGGUCUGUUUUGGUUUGACUGUUUCUAUCUUUCAUUGAAGCAGACAUUGUGGAAAAAAAAAAUAAAUAAAAAUAA